Branchiostoma belcheri (Belcher's lancelet) is the source of this 531-nucleotide messenger RNA. Its product is annotated as nuclear receptor-interacting protein 3-like. Lineage: Eukaryota; Metazoa; Chordata; Leptocardii; Amphioxiformes; Branchiostomatidae. Gene Ontology annotation, molecular function: aspartic-type endopeptidase activity. Gene Ontology annotation, biological process: proteolysis. The coding region runs from base 1 to 531 and encodes 176 amino acids. The record is from RefSeq and is a predicted model, not a curated record. The transcript has 5 exons.
AUGAGUUUUAAGUACGACCGGGAAGACAUCAGGGAAGCUGCGCUGAAGAGACAGCAGAAGAGACUGGGUCACCACGGACACGGAGGGUUCGUACACAGGGACUCCUCCGACCUGCUGCCCAUAGACGAUCUCAAGAAAAUGGGAACUGUCUCAAAAGAAACGUUUAGGAUAGACGAUCUCAAGAAAAUGGGAACGGUCUCCAAGGAAACGCAGCCGAAAGCGAUCGUCCAACAGAAGGCGCUGAAGGAGACGUUUAAACGGUCCGACAGCAAAGAGCAGCCCGGACAGAGGAACAGGUCUAUGUCACAGGACGCUACCGGCACAGACGCCCUGACGGUGCCGUCCCGGCCCCGGACCGGCCGCCGGCAUCACUCCUGCAGCGACUACGACAACAGCGACUCCAGACUGGGCGGGGACAACACGCUGCUCUUCAUCAAGUGUAAGUGCAAUGACCACGAGGUAAAGGCAGUGGUGGACACCGGCAAUAUCUUCUCUGUCAUGUCGGAGGAGACGGCAACCACAUGUGGGUGA